Oryzias latipes (Japanese medaka) is the source of this 5051-nucleotide messenger RNA. It is a transcript of the gene sin3b, whose product is annotated as SIN3 transcription regulator family member B. Gene Ontology annotation, cellular component: Sin3-type complex; chromatin. Gene Ontology annotation, molecular function: transcription corepressor activity. Lineage: Eukaryota; Metazoa; Chordata; Actinopteri; Beloniformes; Adrianichthyidae. The record is from RefSeq and is a predicted model, not a curated record. Gene Ontology annotation, biological process: negative regulation of transcription by RNA polymerase II.
CGCACUUCAAUUUUUCACUUUUUUUCUCUCCUAUUUUUCACUCCUCUGGCUUCCGGACGCUAACAUAGACCGCUGCCGCCGAAUUUAAAGAGACAGGGGAUAGCUAUUUUAAAUACGUUAACGGCAACCAUUGUUUUCUGAUGUUUUUUUCUCUGCCGGUUUGGUGAAACGGUGAUGUUUCGUCAAAGUCGCGGCGAGUAGCCAGCAGCGGCUCGUCUCCCCCUCAACUCUGCUGGAUUUCCCGUCCUUUUUUUUUUUUUUUUUUGCCUGCGUGCAAAAGACUGUCCAGUCAAGCAAAGUAGGGUUGCUGGCUGGCUGGUUACAGGCAGGCAGGCUGGCUCCCCGACCGAGAGCGAGGUUUGUCCGCUAGCCCAACAAACCAACAGCCGCCUCUGCGCUCUUAAGUUGCGGUAGCGGCUCUCCGGUCCUCCUCGCCGGGAUAAUGGCGAAGAUUCAGGCGCAUAGCGCCGCCAAGCAGAUCAGCCAGAUUCAAGACAAGCCGUACGUUAUCACACAAAAGCAAGUGCAGCAGCAACACUUCCAGAAGCUGAAGGUUGAAGAUGCCUUAUCUUAUCUGGACCAAGUGAAGAUCCGGUUUGCCAAUGAUCCGGGCAUCUAUAACAAGUUCCUGGACAUCAUGAAGGAGUUCAAGUCACAGAGCAUUGACACACCGGGGGUCAUAAACCGCGUGUCACAGCUAUUUCAUGGACAUCCAGACCUGGUCCUGGGCUUCAACGCCUUCCUGCCUCCAGGUUAUCGGAUAGAGAUUCCCAAAAAUGGGAUGGCGUUUCUCCAGUCUCCGUUCUCCGCUCAGGUGUCUCCGGGACAGCACACUAAAAAUCUGACCCCUCCUGCAGUGGGCUCGUCCUCAGGCCCCGCCUCCACGGUCCACGCUGAAGCUGGACCGGUCCAGACCAGUGAAGUCAAGGCGCCUUCGUCCGAUUCCCUGUCGUCCAGCUCGACGGGACCCGCAGAGCCCCCCAGCAGACUUUCUCUCCCCCUGACUAAAGAGAGCCACAAUCCGGCCGCCGUCUCCUCGGUGUCCCCGCCGGCGUCAGAGACCAGUCCUGUUGAGUUUGACAGUGCCAUCAGCUAUGUUAACAAGAUUAAAAACCGUUUUCUGGACCACCCAGAGAUUUAUAGAGCCUUCCUAGAAAUCCUCCACACCUAUCAGAAGGAGCAGCUGGAAGCCAAGGAGAGUCGGGGCAGCAGCGGCAUGACUGAAGACGAAGUCUUUUCCAAAGUGGCCAGCCUUUUUAAGGGGCAGGAGGAUCUUCUGGCUGAGUUUGGACAGUUCUUACCCGAUGCUAAGAGAUCUCUGUUCACGGGGAGUUCGCUGACGGGGAGCAAAGAGCCGCUGAAAAAGUCUGAGGAAGACGAUGUAUCAAGCAAACAGAACAAGAAGAGGCCCCGGCCCGUCCUCCUGCAGCACAUGUCUCCUCUGCUGAAGAAAAAAAUGAAGUAUUCUUGCACCAAAGAUCCGUCUUUUGCUUCAGCCGGGAAGCACGGCGUCCUGAGGGAAUUCUCCUUCUUUGACAAAGUCCGCCGCCUUUUCAAAAGCCAGGAAGUGUACGAGAACUUUCUGCGCUGCAUCGCGCUGUUCAACCAGGAAGUGGUUUCUGGAGCAGAGCUGCUCCAGCUGGUCACACCUUUCCUGGGGAAGUUUCCUGAGCUGUACUCGCAGUUCAAGUCCUUUCUGGGGGACAAAGAGCUGUGUCAUGGCGUGUCGGGGCUGUCGGACCGCUACAUGGAGGGGGGUGGAGGCAGGGAGGUGGAUUAUGCCUCCUGCAAGCGGCUGGGGUCCAGCUAUCGAGCGCUGCCAAAGACCUACCAGCAGCCCAAAUGCAGCGGGCGCACAGCCUUAUGCAAAGAGGUCCUGAAUGACACCUGGGUGUCAUUUCCUUCCUGGUCAGAAGAUUCUACAUUUGUCAGCUCGAAGAAGACUCCUUAUGAAGAGCAGCUGCAUCGCUGCGAGGAUGAAAGGUUCGAGCUGGAUGUCGUUCUGGAGACCAACCUGGCAACCAUCAGAGUGUUGGAGAGCGUCCAGAAGAAGCUGGCUCGCCUUUCUCCCGAAGACCAGGACCGGUUCCGGUUGGACGACUGCCUGGGCGGCACGUCUGAGGUCAUCCAGCGGCGUUCCGUCUACCGUAUCUACGGCGACAAAGCCCCAGAGAUCAUCGAGGGACUGAAGAGGAGUCCUGCCACCGCCGUGCCUGUGGUGCUGAAGAGGUUGAAAGCCAAGGAAGAGGAGUGGAGAGAAGCUCAGCAGGGAUUCAACAAAAUCUGGAGGGAGCAGUACGAGAAGGCCUACCUGAAGUCCCUGGACCACCAGGGCGUCAACUUCAAGCAGAACGACAUGAAGGCGCUGCGCUCCAAGAGCCUCCUCAACGAGAUCGAAAGCAUCUACGACGAGCGUCAGGAGCAGAGCACAGAGGAGGGCGGCGUCGGUCAGCAGAGUCGCAACGGCUCGGCCUCAACCAGCGAGCCGCACAUGGUGUUCACCUACGAAGACAAGCAGAUCCUGGAGGACGCCGCCGCUCUCAUCAUCUACCACGUCAAGAGACAGCCCACCAUUCACAAAGACGACAAAGACCACAUCAAGCGCAUCGUCCAGCACUUUGUCCCCGACCUGUUCUUCUCCAGACGUGGAGAGCUGAGCGACACCGAGGAGUGGACGGACGAGGAGGGAGAGCACGAGGAAGCUGCAGAGACGGGAGCGGCGGCGCCGGAGGCGGGAGGCGGCAGUAGUCAUUCCAAUGAUGCGUCAGGAACCGCGGCAGCAGCUGUCGGGGGCCACAGCCAGGCUGCCCACGCGCCGCCCAACAACAACCAGCCGCAAUUGCACCAGCAGCCCAACGGCGAGUCCAGGAGGCGGCGCUGCAGCCCGUCCCAAAGUCUGGACACGGAGGCCUCCACCACGUCAAGUAGCACCAGUCAGCCUCCAGACACCUCCUCGUCCACGCCAGGCCCCGCGCCUUUAGACACGCCCUCUGGCGGGGCCGCGGAAAAAAUGGACCUCCGUGACCCCGAAGCCGAGCACCAGAAGGAGAUGGACGGCGUCUACAACCUUUUCCUGGUCAACAACAACUGGUACUUCUUUCUGCGGCUGCACCAGACUCUGUGCUCGCGGCUGCUGCGGGUCUAUCGCCAAGCUGAGCGGCAGCUGCUGGAGCACCGGGCGGAGCAGAGCCGGGAGAGGCUGCUGGUGGCCGAGGGGAGGCGGGAAAAGACCUGCGACCUGGCCAUGGAGCUCCGCCUCAAGCAGCCCAGCGAGGUGGAGCUGGAGGAGUACUACCCGGCCUUCUUGGACAUGGUGCGCAGCCUUCUGGACGGCAACCUGGACUCCACGCAGUACGAAGACACGCUGAGAGAGAUGUUCACCAUCCACGCCUACAUCGGCUUCACCUUAGACAAGGUCAUACACAACAUCAUCCGACAGCUGCAGCACCUGGUGAGCGACGAGGUGUGUCUCCAGGUGGUGGACCUCUACCUGGCUGAGAGGAAGCGGGGGGCAGCGGGGGGGAACCUGUCCUCUCAGUGUGUCAGAGCCGCCUGGGAGACCAGCUACCAGUGGAAGGCCGAGAGAGUCAUGGCUGAAGAGAACUGCUUCAAGUUGAUGUUUAUUCAGAACAAAGGCCAGGUGACGAUGACCGUGGAGCUGCUGGACACCGAGGAGGCUCAGACUGACGACCCAUUGGAUGUCCAGUGCCUGUCCAGCUACAUGGAGCAGUUUGUUGGAACAGAGUCCAGUCUGUGCUCUCAGGCAGAGGGAUACUUCUUUAAACCCGUGUUUCUUCCCAGGAACCUUCGCCGUUUCCGCCGCUGGCAGGUGCGGCAGGUGGAGGCGAUGCGCUGCAGAAGAGAGUGGCACCGCCAGCUGGGCGUGGAAAGCGCCGGCAGCUUGGACUGUCGAUUUAAGCUCAACACUCACAAGAUGGUGUUUGUCAUGAACUCUGAGGACUACAUGUACCGCAGAGGAGCGCUGGUCAAGGCCAGAAAGUCGCAGCUCAGCGUAGCGGCCAGCCAGCACCAGCGCUUCCACAAGUGGCACAAAGGCUGGCUGAGCGAUCACGUCACCGCUGCUGCCGAGCGCUCCGUGCACAACUGGCUGAUGGGCGAGGAAGAGGAGGACUUCAUCCCCUGCAAGACCAGCUGCCUGCCCACCGAGGUGAAAGGACAGAUGGUCAACAGAUACCGCGUCCAUUACAGCAGUAGCAAAGCCCCCUCCUCCCCAUAAAAGACCUCCGCAGUGAUGAAGGUAGAACACGCACUCUUGCAGCUGCACUUAAAGAAACGGUCCAAACUCGGGCCAAUCAGUGAACUCAUUUCCAACACAGACGGUGGCGGGAAAACGAGGACCAACAUUCAGUGAAGAUCUCUGAGAGAGGACUUGGUCAGGACUGGCUGCACACCAGGCACAAACGGGACCGAGGAUCAUCUUCCUGGAAUGAUUCAGAUCAGUGGAGAGAGACAGCAGAUCGCUUGAGAACUUCUAUAAGAUGUUUUUUUCCCCCCAAACUGAUAAUGUUUUGAGUUUUUCCGUUAUUUUUCUUUUUAUGUCGUGUAGUUUUUAGCUUCUAAAGCAAGAGAGCCUUCUGCCUGUUGGUUUCUGUGUUUCUAUGGAGAGAUUACGCCGCGUGUGAUUGUGUGAUCCUGCUCUCAUCAUGUCUGUCUGUAGGUAAGCGCACAACAGAACUGCAUCAUCUGCAUACAGGGAGGGAUUUUUUUACACGGACCUACCAAAGUGGGUUGGUGUGGUUCUUUACAGUGUUUCACGUCAGCCAACUUUUGAAACAUUCUCUGUUUUUGUUUUAAAUCGUUUUUGUGUUGUGCUUAAAACACAUCUUCACCGCGGCGGGAAGGCGCCGUCGACACGGACGGGUUUCAUGUCCGCAGAGCAUCACGUUCAAGAUCUCACCAAAUGUUUUCUUUUUUUUUAUUUGAAUGAUGACAUUAAAAAAUAAAAGCUAAAUAUCAGUGUUAAAGAAUGUAUAACCCUGUAUCAGUCAUUAGAAAAUAAACCGACCUUGUUGUGACCUUCUUAGACGUUG